CGUAUAAUAUAAAGUAGUGGCUACGCAAAGAUUGGUAAGAGAUGAAUUGAAUGAAUGGAAACAAGCAUUGACAUUUUCAUAUCUUAGGAUGUUUACAUACAUGUUAUAAAGAGUAAUAUAUGGUUUGGAGUAUUUACCUGAAACAGAAAAUUCGAGAUUCAAAGAAACAGAUCGAGUAAGCAAAUAGAAGCGAAAUGACAAGUUCUUAAACUAAUAUGGGACGCAGGAGUAUAUUUUAACCGUCAUUAUGAACGUCCAGCAUCACAUCAGUGGCAGAAUUGCGAACUGUGGCACGAAAGGAAUAUUGAAGAACGCGUGACUAUGUGAACUUUGAACUGUUUUAUUUUAAAUAUGUUUAAGAAAUGAUUUGAGGGUUUACACUCAGCUCUAAUGAGAACAUUAAAAAACAUAUUCAGUUCAGGAAACAGUACUUUGUUAACCCUGUAAGAAGAAUAUUUCCAUAUAAACAGACAUGCAAAGAAUUUUUUAUAAACUAAUAUGCAUGGAAGUUCGAUUUUAAUACUGACAAAUGUCUCCAAUGCCAUGCAUUAUAUUCUGACAUAUCUAAUAUCGGACUAGCGCGUAACAGUAUUUCAUAUAAGCUCAAUUUAUUUGAAACGAUUAUCGAUUAGUUUUGGUUGUGAAGCAUUACGAUUUAUCAUGGCAAAGGAAUAUAAUAGUUCGGAGUGGGGAAGUUCAGAAGUCACGAACGUAACAAUUACAAAUGGAACCGAUGCAAAUGGAACGACAAAAAAUCCAUCAUGCGACCUAAACGAUUACUGUGAGACAAUGGAGGAAUACAUGGAUCGUCUCCAUGACUUUAUAUACCCCAAACCAAGCGAAUGGGUUCUCAUUGUAGCUUAUGCGUUGACAUUCUUUGUUGGUCUUAUAGGCAAUUUUCUAGUGUGCUUUGCUAUAUGGAGAAAUAAGAACAUGCGGACUGUAACAAAUAUGUUCAUAGUGAAUCUUUCAGUAGCUGAUCUAGCAGUUAUAAUUCUUUGUCUUCCAUCCGCUCUACUGAUAGAUGUCACUCAGACUUGGUUUUUAGGAACUACCUUGUGUAAAAUUCAUCUUUUUCUACAGUCACUGGGUAUAUCCGUUUCUGUUCUGACGCUCAGUUCUAUAUCUGUAGAACGGUGGUAUGCCAUAUGCCAUCCGCUUCGAUUUCACAGCACCGUUGGAAGAGCACGUGCAAUAAUUAUCAUUAUAUGGACAGUGUCAAUUUUACUUGCCUUACCAGAACUCAUAUUUUCAACAGUGGUACCCUUGCAUCCAGCAACGGUCCUAGUAUCAACUUGCUCGCCAUCAUUAUGGAAUGAAGAAGAUCAAGCAAUAUAUCAAGUAUUUUUAAUGAUAGCAAUGUACUUUAUACCUUUGUGUUUGAUGGGGUUCGCAUACAUGCAGAUAGCUUUAGUGUUGUGGAGAGGUCACAUUCCUGGUGCUUCUACAUCCCGCAGUGCCCGGAGUCGGCAGCCAAUGCUGAACAACCGACAUCACCGGGAAUCGACUGAUAACGAGGACCAAAUGGACUGUAGAAGAAAGGCCGCCAAAAUGUUGGUGGCCGUUGUUGUAAUGUUUGGUUUAUGUUUCUUCCCAAUACACCUUUUUAACAUAUUCAGAUACACUGGUGUUCUUCAAAAGAUAGGGCAAUCUGAGUCAACCAUAUUUGCAUUAAUUGCACACUGGGCAGCAUUUUUCAACAGCUGUAUCAACCCAGUCAUAUACAACUUCAUGAGUGAAAAAUUCCGUAAAGAGUUUAAAGUUGCCGUGUUAGCGUGCGUUAGUUGCGGACGGAAAAUGGGGCAAUGGAAUCGAAAUGAUGCUUACAGAGUGACAUUCAACAGUGGUCGAACUAUAAGCGUCCGUUACAGCAAUCACACACACCUACCAAUGCAAAACUGUGUAUAAAAUACAUUGAAACAAGUGAACAUUUCAGACAUCAAUAAUUCAUUUGUUGUUUUCGUAAUUAUCAAGAGAGUGUUACUAAUGAUCUGUUGAAACGGUGACAAAUAUAAAUCAAAAGUUAUCUGUAACAAUAUAGCGACUUCAUCACCAACAUAUUUCAAAUGUCGCACACAUUGAAUAUCAUAAUUUAAAGCUGCUUUGACAGAAACAAUAUUAUAUCUGACUUAGAAUUUCGUUCAAAGGCUUAAUGUUCUGAAAGGCUAAGAGAACAUCCUUAGAUAUUUUCAGUGUGACGAAAGCAUUUUUAUUCUGUGCAGAUAGAAUUACAUGUUAGUUACAUGUUUUCAUUUCCUUGUUGUUAUGCUGUGUAAAUUAUUACUCAGUCUGUCAAAAACUUAAAUAUUUACACUACGUCCGUCUAACUUGUAUUUGGAUAGCUGGGAAGAUUGAAGUGUUUGAUUUCGGGUCUAAAACCUGAAGUUAGGUCAUAUUAUAAAUAAGUCUGAAUCUUAUGUAUGUUUUUUGUGUUUACAUUUAAUCAGAGAAACUUUUAAUUUACCAGUGAAAUAAAAUUGUUGCUUAC
Molecule: messenger RNA, 2488 nt
Organism: Mercenaria mercenaria
Lineage: Eukaryota; Metazoa; Mollusca; Bivalvia; Venerida; Veneridae
Product: orexin receptor type 2-like
Exons: 6
Coding region: 661-1908 (415 amino acids)
Biological process (GO): G protein-coupled receptor signaling pathway
Cellular component (GO): membrane
Molecular function (GO): neuropeptide Y receptor activity
Source: RefSeq, a predicted model, not a curated record